This is a messenger RNA of Candoia aspera, 165 nucleotides long. It is a transcript of the gene BLACAT1, whose product is annotated as BLACAT1 overlapping LEMD1 locus. The record is from RefSeq and is a predicted model, not a curated record. The transcript has a single exon. Bases 35 to 136 code for a protein of 33 amino acids. Lineage: Eukaryota; Metazoa; Chordata; Lepidosauria; Squamata; Candoiidae.
UUUGGAUGCUCCUGUCCCUUGCCUCUCCUAGGGGAUGCCGCAGUUCACCUUUGCUUGCUUCUGUGGUCUCCAUGGCUUCUGCAAGAUGAAGAGGAAACAUGAAGAGUCCAGUGCUGAGCAAGAAACCGCUGUUUGAGAGGAGAAGGCAUUUCUUUUCUGUAUGCA